Messenger RNA from Sinocyclocheilus anshuiensis, 631 nucleotides. RefSeq names its product myosin light chain 4-like. Gene Ontology annotation, cellular component: myosin II complex. The transcript is spliced from 7 exons. Gene Ontology annotation, molecular function: calcium ion binding. The record is from RefSeq and is a predicted model, not a curated record. The coding region runs from base 1 to 564 and encodes 187 amino acids. NCBI's taxonomy places the organism in Eukaryota, Metazoa, Chordata, Actinopteri, Cypriniformes, Cyprinidae.
AUGGCUCCUAAAAAAGCUGAACCGAAGAAGGAGGCAGCAAAACCAGUGCCUCCUCCCGAACAAGAGAAACCCAGGGAGCCUCAAUUUGACCCAAAAAGCAUUAAGGUUGAGUUUACAGCUGAUCAGAUUGAAGAAUUUAAAGAGGCCUUCAUGCUAUUCGACAGAACACCAUCUGGUGAAAUGAAGAUCACUUACGCCCAGUGUGGUGAUGUCAUGAGGGCGCUGGGUCAGAAUCCUACAAAUGCAGAGGUGCUCAAAGUACUUGGCAAACCCAAACCUGAGGAAAUGAACACCAGGCUGAUUGACUUUGAGACUUUUCUGCCUAUGUUCCAACACGUGUCCAGGUCCAAAGAUCAAGGCACUUUUGAAGACUUUGUUGAGGGCCUGCGAGUGUUUGACAAAGAAGGAAACGGCACUGUAAUGGGUGCUGAACUUCGCCAUGUACUUGCAACGCUGGGUGAGAAAAUGACAGAAUCAGAGGUAGAACAGCUCAUGGCAGGACAGGAAGAUGGAAACGGCUGUGUCAACUAUGAAGCGUUUGUUAAACACAUCAUGGCUGGAUAAACGAAAGAGCUCAGAUCAGGCACUACUGUCUCAACAGUCCUUCAGCCCAGCUCUACGUUCUCUAAUG